AUGUGGCGCGACCGCAUUUCGGGUCAAUCAACCCCUUCAGGAGGUCCUCGAAAUCCAUCCUUGCCCCGACGUUCAUCUUCCCAAUUGUCUCGUGGCCCCUACAACUCUCGUCCCGGCAAUGCUUCGAGAACUUCCUCCACGUCAUUAUUGGUUUCUCCGAAUGACUCGACCGCUUCCAUUACCGGCCCUUCAACCCGCUCACCCAAUGAUACAGGGCUAAGACAGACUAGUGCCCAGCGACCACGCCCGGCUACAGUGCCCGAUCCGCUCGAGGUCUUGAAUGGAAUCAUUCGAAAGGAGACUCAGAUAAAGGAUGUACCGCAGCUAUCUACAAAGCCACAACAGAGACCAUCGGAACUGAUAGAGGUAAUUGAUUUCGAUGGAUUGAGCUUGGAGGAGUUUGUGACCAAGACGGAUCCAAAGCCGUUUAGGAAGUCCGCUACGAGCGAUGUCAAUGCGCAAACAACACAGCAGUUCGAACAGGAGCGAGACAAAUUCCAGGAUCUCCAUACGGCUAUCAGUGGUUGUGAUGAUGUUUCCAAAUCAGUAGAGCUUUACCUGAAUGACUUCCAAACGGAGCUGGGUGCCGUGUCGGCGGAAAUUGAAACCCUGCAAACCCGAUCUACCCAGCUGAAUGCGAUGCUCGAGAACCGAAGGAAUGUUGAACGGUUACUCGGCCCAGCGGUAGAGGAGAUAAGUAUCUCACCAAAGGCUGUUCGUACAAUCGUUGAAGGUCCCAUGGAUGAGAAUUGGGUGCGCGCCCUGAACGAGAUUGAUGCUCGGACAACAAGUAUCGAAUCUAAGGCAGCUUCCCCAGCAGGCUCCAAGGCCAUUGAGGAUGUGCAGCCACUUUUGGUCGACUUGAAGAAUAAAGCAAUCGAACGCAUUCGCGACUACUUGGUCUCUCAAAUCCGGGCGAUGCGGUCACCAAACAUCAACGCGCAAAUAAUUCAACAACAAAGGCUGGUGAAGUUUAAAGACCUUUAUACCUAUCUAUCAAAGGUCCACCCAACCCUUGCUGGGGAAAUUUGCCAGGCAUACAUCAAUACAAUGCGCUGGUAUUAUGCAUCCAAUUUCACCCGUUAUCUUCAAGCCCUCGAAAAGAUCAAGGUCUACCCCAGUGACCGAAAUGAGGUACUCGGCGGUGAUACUUCAACACACAGAGCAGGAAAUAUCCUCCCUGGCGGCCGAGCUGGCUCUGCUGCACACGACCCUUUUUCACUAGGUCGACGGAUUGAUAUUCUCCGCAAUGGGCACCAACCGGCUAUAUCAUCUUACCUUGCUGAGGAGGACCAUGCUUUUCAUGGAAUAGAAGUACCGUUUCGGAAUUUCAAUGUUGCUCUGGUAGACAACAUCUCCACCGAGUACUCUUUCCUCACUGAGUUCUUUUCUUCUUUGACAUUCCACCAAAUCUCACGCCACGCUGCGGAGAUUUUCGAACAAUUGUUCACAUUUGGCCGAAACCUCACCAAAAAGCUCAUUGAAAACACGACAGACUCGCUGGGAAGUCUUAAUGUGCUCCCCGUUGUAGAUUCUUAUGUGAACGGUAUCAAUAUGCAGCUGUGGCCACGCUUCCAAGUUAUCAUGGAUCUUCACAGCGAGUCUCUUAAGCGCGUUGGAUCAAAUACCGGACGCAGUGCAAUGUCUGCUCUUUCUAUCGCAGGUGGUGAUGAUUUGAAACAGUCAUCUGCACCUCAUUUUCUCACUCAGAGAUUUGGCCAACUUCUCCACGGUAUUCUGGUGCUUAGUAUGGAUGCCGGGGACGAUGAGCCUGUCUCCAACAGUUUGGCUCGUCUGCGCUCCGAAUUCGAUUCCCUCCUGGCGAAGUUGAGUCGAAAUGGUACAGAUGCGAAGCGUAGAGAGCGGUUUCUGUUCAACAAUUAUUCAUUGAUAUUAACCAUCAUUAGUGAUACCCAAGGAAAGUUAGCGACUGAGCAAAGACUGGUCAUUGGCGCCGGUGUGGUUGGACUUGCAGCUGCUAGACAAUUAGCAGCCCGCGAAGGUACCUCUACAAUUCUCUUGGAGAGACAUGAUGCGGUGGGAACAGAGACCAGUAGCCGAAACUCGGAGGUCAUGCAUGCUGGACUAUACUACCCUGCGGACUCCCUCAAAACGAAACUGUGUAUAAAAGGACGUAACAUGCUAUACGACCUAUGCUCAAAGCACGAUAUUCCCCACCGCAAUACAAAGAAAUGGAUUGUUGCACAGACAGAUGAACAAUGGGAGUCUUGUCUUCGAGUGCACGCGCAUGCACAAAAUUUAAGUGAUGCGCCAACUCGACUCAUUACAGCAGAGGAAGCAGCCCGCCGCGAACCAGCCGUUAAAGCCGAUGCGGGUAUAGUCGAAAGUGAAACGACCGGUAUUGUGGACAGCCAUGCCCUGAUGACAUAUCUGCAUGGUGAUUUUGAAAACCGUGGUGGCGAUUGCGCAUUCAAAACACGCGUUACGGACGUAGAUUACAUCCCUGGCGAGGGAUACAAAAUCACAGCCGUAUCCGACGAAGACGGCUCGGGUACAUACUUCUCCUACGGCGCGUCUAACCCGCGAACCUCUGUCCUCGUUUACCCAGCAACUGUACCCGGCCAUGGCGGUCUCGGCACUCAUCUCACAUUGGAUAUGGGUGGUCGUAUUCGCUUUGGUCCAGAUGUGGAAUGGGUAGAUGAUCCCAAUGACCUAAAGCCCAGUCCUGCGCGCCUGAAGGAGGCUAUCCCGGAGAUCCUGGCUUAUAUGCCUGGCGUGGAUCCCUCGGCGAUCUCACUGGAUUACUGUGGCAUUCGACCAAAGUUAUCUCGUGGUGGUGGUGUAAAUAUUGGAGCCACUUUUCAGGAUUUCGUUAUCCAGGAAGAACAGGGCUUCCCUGGUUUUGUGAACUUGCUAGGAAUCGAGAGUCCUGGCUUGACGAGCUCCUUGGCCAUUGGUGAGAUGGUUGAUCAAAUAUUAUAUCGGUAG
This is a messenger RNA of Penicillium malachiteum, 2949 nucleotides long. RefSeq lists its product as uncharacterized. The record is from RefSeq and is a predicted model, not a curated record. Lineage: Eukaryota; Fungi; Ascomycota; Eurotiomycetes; Eurotiales; Aspergillaceae. The transcript is spliced from 8 exons. Gene Ontology annotation, cellular component: GARP complex. Gene Ontology annotation, molecular function: oxidoreductase activity; syntaxin binding. Gene Ontology annotation, biological process: retrograde transport, endosome to Golgi; endocytic recycling; Golgi to vacuole transport. Bases 1 to 2949 code for a protein of 982 amino acids.